This is a messenger RNA of Cyphomyrmex costatus, 1185 nucleotides long. RefSeq names its product ras association domain-containing protein 8 (gene RASSF8). The transcript is spliced from 7 exons. The record is from RefSeq and is a predicted model, not a curated record. Bases 3 to 1181 code for a protein of 392 amino acids. Lineage: Eukaryota; Metazoa; Arthropoda; Insecta; Hymenoptera; Formicidae.
AAAUGGAGAAUAACGUGGCUGUUGUUCAGCCCACACCACAUUUGAAGAAUAAGGAUUUGAAUGUUCGAAAAAAUGUACAAAAACCAGCACAGUCACCUACGCGAGGAACUAAUGCUGAAAUUGCAACACAUUUGUCACAAAAAAAAGUACGCGAGGUUCCACCUUAUAGAGAGCCUCCAGGCCCAGCUUCACCACCCUUACGCACUUUGCCACCUUACCGAGAUCCACCGCCACCAAAUUUAAAUAGUCCUGGAAGAUCACAAUUUGUGCAUGGCAGUGGAAGUCCUCAUGUGCACAAAGACGAUCAACCAUCGUCUAGUAAUUCCAUGAAAUUGAAAAGGAAUCUGAUCCAGGAAUUUCAAGAUACAAAAGUGCCUACACAAUCUGUUAAUCCACUUUCUGUCACGGCACAAAAUAUGGCAACUGUCGCUUAUACUCAACGAUAUGUUGAACUUAUAAGACUAGUCAAUAAGCAACGGGAUACUAUUAAUGCUCAACAAGCUGAUCUAACAAAAUUUGACGCAGAAAUAUUGUAUUGGGAAACAAAGAGUAGGGAACAAAUGCAUCAAAUGGAUUAUAUUUCCCAAGAAAUGAAUCGCAUUGAGUCUACUGGUCGAAUAAUUGAGGAACAAUUGAAAGAAUUGGCUCAUGUGGAAGAAGAAAGCGAAAUAGUUAGGCAGCAGGAAAAAACACUAAAGUCAGAGAUAACAUUGCUUAGAUCAAAACUUGCCAAUUGUGAAACAGAACUUCUUCAAUGUAAAAAUAAGAUAAGGCUAGUUAUGGAAGAACUUGCAAUGGAACAACACAAUAUAAGCCGCGAAACAGAUGAGCGGCAAAUUAUGGAACGAAAAAUAAUCAGCGAAGUAGAACAUUUACAAAAUGAGGUAGAACAAGCCAAACGCGCAACUGAGUUAGCUUCACAACAUGCAGAAUCUUUAAAAUUAGAAGUAGUUAACUUGGAGUCGGCGAUCGUUGAGAAGAAAUUGCAAGUAGAAAGAUUGGUAGCUGACAUGAAAGAAGCAAAUCUACAAAGUUUAGCUGUUGCAUGUUCAGAUGAGCAAGUCAAAUCUUUAUUAGAAGGUGCCUAUAAACCUGGGAGUACACGUAAGAUGAUAGGAUCACCAAGACAAUUAGAAACUGCAGUGCCCACAAGUAAGAAUCCACAUGGUGUGUGGGUAUAAAGAA